AUGGCUUCCGCGCGAACGAAGAAGAGAGUUUCGGACGAAGUCGAUGAGCAGCCCGCGAUGUCAGAAAGACAGGCAGUUCCUACAAAUGCCGGCACACCUUUGCUGAGCAGCAGUCCCAGCAAGCGGCAAAGGCUUGGAAUCAGCUUAGAGCAGAAACAGGCGAUCAUCGAUAACCUGCAAUUAGAGAUUACCGAUCGUGCCAGGCGACUUCGCGCACAAUACAACCAGCAGGCACAAACCCUUCGAUCACGUAUACAGAUGCGCGUCAACCGCGUUCCCAGAUCCAUGCUCAAGAUGACUAUGGCCGAUUUGGUUGCUAGGGCCGUCGAGCAACAAAAGCGCGUUGAGGCAGCUUCGCGGCCGCCCCCAGUGCCUGAAAAGGACUUUGCUCUCCGGACGAGCCCUUACAAACUAGCACCUCCAGCGCGUCCUACCAAGCGUCUGAGUGAUGCUAUGGCAGGCGGAGACAAGGAAAAUGAGCAGAUUCUCAAUCCCAAGAAAAAACAUCGUGCUGCUCCGGCACCUCUGAGCUCCUCUCAGAUACUAUCGCCAACAUCAUCAAACACUAGGUCGCUGGCACGCGAGCGACCGCUUUCCUCGCCGUCAAAGUCCUCUCAAAUCGCUAGACCCACAUCCCCCACGAAGCAGCACACGAGUGCUCGAUCGGCUCUCUCAAAUAUGGUUGAGAAAGCCAAGAAGACCGGCCGCACAGCCCCGUCGCAUCCUCUGAAUGCCUCGACAGCCAGCUCCAACGCAUCUGCACCUGCACCUGCUACAGGUACUGCACCUCCAACAAGAACGCGACGCGCCAAUACAACAACUGCAGCCAAAGCACCAUCGCGACCUGGAACGCGAACGGGCAAACGAAUUAGCGACUCUAGCGAAGACAGCACAGGAACCGUUGUAAAGAAGAAGACAGCAUCAGCUUCCGCGAAAAGAACUGUCAUGGGCACAAUCAGGAAGGGCGUUGGCGCGGCAACUAGGAAGCCAGCAGCACCCCAUUCGGCACCAGCAUCUGCAGCAGGAACUACGAGAGUCCUGCGGAAAAGAGGUUAG
Messenger RNA from Colletotrichum graminicola M1.001, 1056 nucleotides. RefSeq lists its product as uncharacterized. Lineage: Eukaryota; Fungi; Ascomycota; Sordariomycetes; Glomerellales; Glomerellaceae. The transcript is spliced from 3 exons. The coding region runs from base 1 to 1056 and encodes 351 amino acids. The record is from RefSeq and is a predicted model, not a curated record.